Suillus fuscotomentosus is the source of this 1416-nucleotide messenger RNA. RefSeq lists its product as uncharacterized. The coding region runs from base 1 to 1416 and encodes 471 amino acids. The record is from RefSeq and is a predicted model, not a curated record. The transcript is spliced from 3 exons. NCBI's taxonomy places the organism in Eukaryota, Fungi, Basidiomycota, Agaricomycetes, Boletales, Suillaceae.
AUGCAUCAGGCUUUACUUGUUCCCGAAGUCCUCCUAGAGAUAUUCGCCUAUGUGAAUACAAUACCAUCUACUCAAACAACAUCGACUUCGAAAUCACUUGCAGCGCUUGCAAGGACAUGCAAAAUCUUCCAUGAGCCUGCGAUGGAUUUACUGUGGACCGAAAUCCAUGGGGGUACAAGGUGGGACGAGCCCUGGGCGAAAGGUGUCGAGCCAUUAUCUGCUCAUGAGGCCCGUCAAUUUUUGCGUCACUCCUCCCGUAUACGCACAUUGAACAUAAAAAGGACCCAUCCUCAACUUAUCUCUGUCAUUCCCGCCGAGGCAUGCGUGUUUCCGAGGCUGAGGUCGUUAAGUCUUUCCAUCGCAUAUUUGAACCUCUUUCUGCCUCAGACGCUGCACCAAUGUUAUCUAUUGACCGUCGACGAGGGUCCGCAAUCCUUUGUGACACAUUGGAUUGCUUUGGAGCAUUUGUACAUCUCCACUGACACACUCUAUUGUGACAACAUAAGUCAGCUGUCCCUGCUAUCCGAUAGGAUUCGUUGGUGCACGCGGCUUGUCACUCUUGCUUGUCCAAUGCUCGACUGGGCAACAUGGAAGCACCUCUCCUGCCUCCCUACUCUUCUCAAUUUGGAAGUUGAUCAAGGGUAUGAUAGUCGUCCUUCGCUGUCAAAACAAGAUAUCGUGAAUUUAUCACCAUUCCUUAACAUCACAACUCUUUCCUUUCGACGGCUGUACGGUGCCACAGACAUCAUCACAGUCAUACAACACUCGCAGUUUCCCUCGCUGAAAGAGUUCGAGUUUGAAGCCAGCCAUCUCUCUUUAGAAGAGGCCGAGCAACUCUUUCAUGCUCUAUCCCACUGCAAAGCGUAUCGGACUCUACAAAAAAUCACCAUUUGUUCUUUUGAUGACAAAUUCGCGAGACCCUACAACGACGAGUCUUUGACACCAAUUCCGCAUUUCCUUUGCUUUACACAGCUCCGAACCUUGCAGCUCAUGUUUCGUUAUUCCUGCAUCUACCUAGACAAUGACAUGCUCUUGCAAGCUAUGUCUAGUUGGCCGCACAUCCAUACUCUGGAAAUCAACGACUCUGCUCUUUCUUCCAAAGUCACCCUCCAUGGAUUAUUCACAGCGCUCGGUCUAUGUCCACAAUUGCAUACACUACGAGUUUCAAUUAAUAUUCCAACUAUCGACGUUGAUCCUGAUGCUGAACCAAUACAACAUACCUCCCUACGAACAUUACAACUUUUGAAUACACCCGAGUCUCAAAUGGCAGAUGCUGAAACUCUCGCUCGCAUCAUUUCCGCCUGGCUCCCUUGUGUCGACCACAUAUAUGGCCCGGGUUUGAGUUGGGAUGAAGUCAACAUGCGUCUUGGAUCUUUGAGAGCGGCUGCUGCGUCGUAUGUCGUGAGAGCCUCCUAG